Molecule: messenger RNA, 306 nt
Organism: Prunus armeniaca (apricot)
Lineage: Eukaryota; Viridiplantae; Streptophyta; Magnoliopsida; Rosales; Rosaceae
Source: the annotation of a GenBank genome assembly
AUGAUCAUUCGAGCAGACAUUGCCGAUUUCGACGUAGGCCGAAUCCUCAUCGACACCGGAAGCUCGGUCAACGUACUCUUUGCCGAUGUUUUCAACGGCCUCGGAAUUGACCAUCAAAGCCUCAACAAGGAGAUCACUCCUCUUCUAAGCUUCUCGGGCGAUGUGGUCGAGCCAAUCGAGAGCAUCCAGCUUCCCCUUGCUGUCGGCUCCGGCUCUAGAAGGGCUUUCAUCUACACUCACUUCCUGGUAGUCAACUGUCCGACCGCAUACAACGCCAUCAUCGAUAGGCCCCCCUCACCCGAAUGA